UGACUUUUAAAUCCUCACAUCUCCUCCGCCAUCAUUUGAAAAUCUCUAGUCCUCAAUUUUGUUCAGACUCAUCCAAGACCCCUCUUCUUCUUUUUUUGAUAGGUUGUUCUUGCGAAAUUUGAGCGAAGAUCCGCUUCGAUCGGAGUGAUUGUUUUCGUGUUCGAUGGCGCCCAGUACUAUCCGGAAGGCGAUCGGGGCCGUCAAGGACCAGACGAGCAUCGGCAUAGCCAAGGUCUCGAACAACAUGGCGGUGCAGCUCGAGAUCCUGGUGGUGAAGGCCACCAGCCAUGACGAGGACCCCGCCGACGAGAGGCACGUCAGGGAGAUCCUCGCCUUCACCGCGCACUCCAAAGGGUACCUCGACACGUGUUUCGCCUUGAUCGCGAGGCGGUUGAGCAGAACACGUGAUUGGAUGGUGGCCCUCAAGUGUCUCUUGCUCAUACACCGGGUAGUGGUCGAUGGCCAUCCCGGUUUCGAAGUCGAGAUCGUCUAUGCUUCUCACCGCGGGAUGCGGCUGCUCAACAUGUCGCACUUCAGGGACGAGGCGCACCCGAACUCGGGGGACCAUUCGGGUUUCCUGAGGUUCUAUGCGAUGUAUCUCGAGGAGAAGGUCGAGUUCUCGGUGUUUGAGAAGAGACAGGAGGGUGGUGGGGUUGGUGCUGUGGGUAAAUAUGAAGAGAGACAAGAACUUGAAUUUGGCAGGACGUCAAGCCCUGCAAAGAGAGAGAUCGUGCCGAUCAAAGAAAUGGGCCCCGAGAGAGUUUUGUUCAGGUUGAACCUCCAAUUGAGAAUUCUUGACCGGGUUUUGGCUUGCAGGCCGGCCGGAGCGGCCAGGAAUAGUCGACUGGUGCUCCUCGCACUCUACCAGGUGUUGAAGGAGAGCUUCGCGCUUUAUGGCGAGAUUAGCGAGGGCUUGGAGGUGUUGCAAGAUCGAUUUGCCCUGAUGCAAUAUGGAGACUGCCUCAAGGCUUUCGACACGUGCGUCGGUGCGGCAAAAUUGAUCGACGAGCUCAUGAGGCACUACAAUUGGUGCAGGGACGCGGGGAUCGCCCGGAUGUCCGAGUUUCCUGAAGUGCAGAGAGUUACUGAUGAAGUCCUGGGAACUCUUGAAGAGCUGCUGAAGGAGAUGAACCAAAAUAGGCCGAACAAGAAUAGCCCCCAGAGAAUUGGGGAAGCGAAGCCACCAGUGGAGGAGCGGUCUGAACCGAACAUGAACGAGAUGAGAGCGCUUCCUGCUCCAGAGAACCAUAUCCCCCCGGCGCCUCUGGUCGAACCCCGACCCGACCCGCAGCCUCAGCACGCCACAGGAGAACUGAUUGAUUUAAGCGAUGAUAGCGUUUCAGCUGACGAGCAGGGCAACAAGUUGGCUGUGGCCUUGUUCUCGAGCGCACCAAAUGCAUCAACUGACAGGUCGUGGGGAGCAUUCCCAUCGAACGGACAGCCCGAGGCAAAUUCGGCAUGGGACACGGCAUGGGACACGCCGGCAGCCGAUGACACUAAAGCCGAUUGGGAGCUACUCCUAGUCGAAACGGCUAGCAACCUAGCAAAGCAAAAGGCCGACAUGGCGGGGGGAUUCGACCCCUUGCUCCUGAGCGGCAUGUACGACCAAGGGGCCGUGAGGCAGCACGUGAGCGCUGACCAAUCGAGGAGAGGCAGCGCAAGCAGCGUGGCCUCGCAGGUAGUCCCGGGCAAGGCCGAGAACCAGAUCCUGGCAUUGCCGGCCCCCGACGGGACGGUCCAACCAGUCGGCCCUCAGGACCCUUUCUCGGCCUCCCUAGCGCAGCCGCCACCUCCGUACGUGCAGAUGGCGGACGUCGGGAGGAAGCAAGAGUUGCUUGUGCAGGAGCAGCAGAUGUGGGGAAACCACGGGAUGAUGCAAGGGCAUCAGAUGAGUUCUGGCUACUAUGGUCCGGUUCCUGGGAACAUGGCGAUGCCUUACGGGAUGCCACAAGGAGGAUUCUAUCACACAACCUAGUUUGUGUUUUGUCACUUUUCGGACAUUUUUUUGUUUCUUUAUUUAUCUCUAUAAUUGGGAAGUUUUUCUUGUGAAAUUGCGUCAGAAGGGUUGGAGCGUAAUGUACACAGCAUUUGGGGUAAAUCUGGUUUUUCAUGUUGUAACAUAUAUAUGAAGGGGUUGGUCAUCUAUUUAGAUUUAAAAAUGAUAUUUGUGCAAA
Rhodamnia argentea is the source of this 2174-nucleotide messenger RNA. Its product is annotated as putative clathrin assembly protein At2g25430. Lineage: Eukaryota; Viridiplantae; Streptophyta; Magnoliopsida; Myrtales; Myrtaceae. Gene Ontology annotation, cellular component: clathrin-coated vesicle; clathrin-coated pit. Gene Ontology annotation, biological process: clathrin-dependent endocytosis; vesicle budding from membrane; clathrin coat assembly. The transcript has a single exon. The record is from RefSeq and is a predicted model, not a curated record. The coding region runs from base 164 to 1975 and encodes 603 amino acids. Gene Ontology annotation, molecular function: 1-phosphatidylinositol binding; clathrin heavy chain binding; SNARE binding.